Calypte anna (Anna's hummingbird) is the source of this 4254-nucleotide messenger RNA. It is a transcript of the gene DDX46, whose product is annotated as DEAD-box helicase 46. NCBI's taxonomy places the organism in Eukaryota, Metazoa, Chordata, Aves, Apodiformes, Trochilidae. The coding region runs from base 75 to 3200 and encodes 1041 amino acids. The transcript has 24 exons. The record is from RefSeq and is a predicted model, not a curated record. Gene Ontology annotation, molecular function: nucleic acid binding; RNA helicase activity; ATP binding.
UCUCGUUGACCCGGGCGCUAGGGCGCGGAAUGGCCGCCGCCACCGUCUAACGCAGGGGCCGCGCUGCCGCCGCCAUGGGCCGGGAGUCGAGGCACUACCGGAAGCGCUCGGCGUCGCGUGGGCGCUCUGGCAGCCGCUCUCGGAGCCGUUCUCCCUCGGACAAACGGGGCAAACGUGAGGACAGACGCUCCAGGAGCAGAGACCGAGACCGCCGGCGGGAGAGGUCACGCAGCAGGGACAAGAGGAGGUCUCGAUCCCGCGACAGAAAGCGCCAGAGACGCUCAAGAAGUAGAGAAAGAGAGAGGAGCAGAGAGAGGAGACGAUCCCGGAGCCGAGAGAGGAGACGGUCCAGAAGCAGAAGUAGAGGCAGACGUUCUAGAUCCUCCAGCCCAAGCAAGAACAGGAAAACAGAAAACAGAUCAAGAUCUAAAGAGAAGACAGAUGGCGUGGAAGUUUCCAAAGAGAAGAAAAAAGAUGACAAAGAGGAAGAGAAGGAUAAAGAUGCUACCACAAAUACUGUGGCCUCUGAGAAUUUUGAUCAGAACAAACUAGAAGAAGAAAUGAGAAAACGAAAAGAGAGAGUGGAGAAAUGGAGAGAAGAGCAACGCAAGAAGGCAAUGGAAAACAUAGGAGAGCUGAAAAAAGAAAUUGAAGAGAUGAAACAGGGAAAGAAAUGGAGUUUAGAAGAUGAUGAUGAUGAUGAAGAGGAAACUGCAGAAGGAGAGAAAGAAGGCCAUGAGGUUGAAGAUGAAGAGUUAGAUCCUUUGGAUGCUUACAUGGAAGAAGUAAAAGAAGAGGUCAAGAAAUUCAAUAUAAAAAGUGUGAAAGGUGGAGGGAGUGAAAAGAAAUCUGGACCAACUGUUACCAAGGUAGUAACUGUGGUGACAACCAAAAAGGCAGCUGCAGAGUCAGAGAAGAAGAAAGGGGAGCUCAUGGAGAAUGACCAAGAUGCAAUGGAGUAUUCCUCAGAAGAGGAGGAAGUUGAUCUUCAGACUGCCCUGACUGGCUAUCAGACCAAGCAGAGAAAGCUGCUUGAACCAGUGGAUCAUGGAAAGAUAGAGUAUGAACCUUUCAGGAAAAACUUCUAUGUUGAAGUACCAGAACUGGCUAAAAUGACUCCAGAAGAGGUGAAUGUGUACAGGCUGGAGUUGGAGGGAAUUACAGUCAAGGGAAAAGGCUGCCCCAAACCAAUAAAAACCUGGGUCCAGUGUGGUAUUUCCAUGAAAAUUCUCACUGCUCUCAAAAAACAUGGCUAUGAGAAGCCCACUCCCAUCCAAACCCAGGCUAUCCCAGCAAUCAUGAAUGGAAGGGACUUGAUUGGCAUUGCUAAAACAGGAAGUGGAAAAACUAUUGCCUUUCUGCUGCCCAUGUUCAGACACAUUAUGGAUCAGAGAGCAUUAGAAGAAGGAGAAGGACCCAUAGCUGUCAUUAUGACACCUACUCGUGAGUUGGCUUUGCAGAUUACCAAGGAAUGUAAGAAGUUCUCAAAGACACUUGGGCUUCGAGUUGUCUGUGUUUAUGGAGGAACAGGAAUCAGUGAACAGAUAGCUGAACUCAAAAGAGGUGCUGAAAUUAUUGUUUGCACACCUGGGCGUAUGAUUGACAUGUUAGCAGCUAACAAUGGUCGGGUGACAAAUCUCCGUAGAGUCACAUAUGUUGUACUUGAUGAAGCAGACAGAAUGUUUGACAUGGGUUUUGAGCCUCAGGUCAUGCGCAUUGUAGACAACGUCAGGCCUGACCGUCAGACUGUCAUGUUCUCUGCUACCUUUCCCAGAGCUAUGGAGGCAUUAGCUCGGAGAAUCUUGAGUAAACCCAUAGAGGUGCAGGUUGGAGGCAGAAGUGUGGUCUGUUCUGAUGUGGAGCAACACGUUAUUGUAAUAGAAGAGGAGAACAAGUUUUUGAAAUUACUGGAACUCCUGGGACACUAUCAGGAGAAAGGAUCAGUUAUCAUAUUUGUAGAUAAACAAGAACACGCUGAUGGGUUGUUGAAAGAUUUAAUGAGGGCCUCUUACCCUUGCUUGUCUCUUCAUGGAGGUAUUGACCAGUAUGACAGGGACAGCAUAAUUAAUGACUUCAAGAAUGGAAUUUGCAAACUUUUGGUGGCCACAUCUGUAGCAGCAAGGGGCUUGGAUGUAAAACAAUUAAUGCUGGUGGUCAAUUACAGCUGUCCCAACCAUUAUGAAGAUUAUGUGCACCGAGCAGGUCGAACUGGACGAGCUGGCAAUAAAGGCUAUGCAUAUACAUUCAUUACUGAGGAUCAGGCACGCUAUGCUGGUGAUAUCAUUAAGGCUUUGGAAUUGUCUGGGAAUCCAAUUCCUGCUGACUUGGAGAAGCUCUGGGCUAACUUCAAAGACCAACAGAAGGCUGAAGGAAAACUGAUUAAAAAAAGCAGUGGAUUCUCUGGCAAAGGUUUUAAAUUUGAUGAAACAGAACAGGCUUUGGCUAAUGAAAGAAAGAAACUACAAAAAGCAGCUCUUGGCUUGCAAGAUUCAGAUGAUGAAGAUACAGCUGUUGAUAUUGAUGAACAAAUUGAAAGCAUGUUCAAUUCCAAGAAAAGAGUAAAAGACAUGGGAACACCAGGAACUUCAAAUGCUCCAACACCAUCAGCUGGAAAUGCAGAAAAAUUGGAAAUUGCUAAAAGAUUGGCUUUGAGAAUCAAUGCCCAGAAGAAUCUUGGAGCAGAAGCACAAGUAUUUGUCCCCUUCCACUUUAAGGAUGUGAUGCAGCAAGCUACAAAUGCUAUCCUGAGAGGAGGCACAAUUCAAGCUCCUACUGUAUCUGCCAAGACCAUUGCAGAGCAGCUGGCUGAAAAGAUCAAUGCUAAGCUCAAUUAUGUACCCAUAGAGAAGCAGGAGGAAGAGAAACAGGAUGGAGGACAAAAUGAAUCCUUUAAGAGAUAUGAAGAAGAAUUGGAGAUCAAUGAUUUUCCACAGACUGCCAGAUGGAAAGUUACCUCCAAAGAAGCGCUGCAGAGAAUCAGUGAAUAUUCUGAAGCUGCUAUUACAAUCAGAGGAACUUAUUUCCCUCCAGGCAAAGAACCCAAGGAAGGAGAACGAAAGAUUUAUUUGGCUAUAGAAAGUGCCAAUGAACUGGCAGUACAGAAAGCAAAGGCAGAAAUCACACGGCUUAUAAAAGAGGAGCUCAUCAGAUUGCAAAAUUCAUACCAACCAACCAACAAAGGAAGAUACAAAGUUCUAUGAGUGUUUGGAAUCACCUGUCUGCCAGUGGCUGGGUUGUUGUCUUUAAUACUGUUAGGACUUGGCUUUAAGUAAAAAGGAAUAAUGAUAUUUAAGAGUGAAUUCCACAGCUAUUGACUAUCAUUGGAGUCAUUAAGCUACAGGAACAGGGAAGACCUUUCUUUUUGAGGUCUCAUCCCCAUAACCAUCAGUACUAACCAUGGACACUUAACUACUCUUAAGCAUUUAACUUCCCUCUUCACUUAUCUGGAGCCUAAGUGGUAGCAAGUUGAAUCCUCUCACUCUAGCAGCUCCAAAACGUUCAAGAUGAUGACUUCCAAAAGGACUUUUGUAGAAAGCUUUUCUUACCUGACACAUUGAGAAGAAAUGUGUCAUUUUAAAACAGCUCUGUAUAUACUGCUUUAACCCUGGUGAAGACAAAUCAUGCAACCUGCAUCACAGCUGUAUAAUUUUACAUCUAUUUCCCAGCUUCAGGUAAUUUAAAUGACUAUUUCUGUUUACAUCUGUGUUACUCUAAUGUCAAUGUACCUUAUUUGCAGUACAGGAAAGGAAUGCUUAUGCCAACAGUACUCAUUUAGGGUAAGAACACUCAAUACUUGCCAAUAUUAAUGCAUUGAGCAGAGCAAAGAAGCACACACAACACUUCUCAAAAAUGAAAACAGAAAUCUCAAACUAAGGCUCUGUGGUUCCCUUUAAAUACAUCAGGUUUCUUUCCUUUAAGAACUGAGGUUUUUCUGUGUUUCAUACAACUUUUGUUGAAUUGUCUGACUUUUUGACAGUGUCCCCCCAGAAGAGUGACAGAUUUUGAUGUAUGUAAUGAAGAGCACUUUCAAGUUUGGAGAGUCUGACGCUUCUUUUAAACCUUGUUUCAAAAUGUUCAUAUAUAUAUUGGGAUCUCCUUAAAAAAGGCAUGAUGGAGACAUUUUUGUGAUUUCCAGCUUUGCACUGUUGGAUUUCAGAGAUGCAACAAUGUAUAAUCUUUAACUUCCUGGGGUUUUUAAAUGCAAUGUCAAUAUUCCUAUGUUUUUUUAAUUCCAGCAAAAAUAAAAAUAAUUUC